UUAUUGUUUUAUGCAUGGUAUUAGCUUAGAACUUAACCUAGAAUGGACGAUGAAAGUAAGCUAGAUUUUAUGUCUCGAACGAAAGUGUCAUUAACUCAGAAUAAAAUUUGGUGUUUAGUUACGCAAAGAGACAAUGUAUGCUUUUCGUUUAAAUUUAAAGAAGAUGCUAAAGGUCAAGACGUUAUGGACGAGGUUUGCAAUAAACUUGGAAUUGUUGAAAAAGAUUAUUUUGGUUUACAGUAUACUAAUUCUAGAGGUGAAAUACAUUGGUUAAACAUGAGAAAUCGAAUAUCUCGACAAAUAAAUAAACCUGAACCUUUUUCAUUGAUGUUUUGUGUGAAAUUUUAUGUUCAACCUCACCAGUUACUUCAAGAAUCUACAAGGUGGCAGUUUUUUCUUAAUGUUAAAGAAGAUUUGCUGGCAGGAAAAUAUCAUGAAGUCAAUUUACCUUAUUUGUAUGCUUUAUUAUCUCAAGCUGAAGCAGGUGAUUUUUGUGAAAAUCACAUCAGUUAUAACCCUUCUAGAUGCUCUCAUUGGCUACCUGAAUUUCGGUCUGAAGUUAUCAUUGAGCACUGCAAGUUACAAGGAAUGUCAAAAGAAGCAGCUCAAUUUUUUUUGUUGAAAGAAGUUGCAGAAUCUGAUGAUUAUGGUAUGGAACAUCACUAUGUUAGAUUGGAUUCUAACAAUAAACCUGUAUUUCUUGGAAUUGGAAUUGAUUGUUUAAAGCUUGACAAAGGAAAUGAUUUAAUAGAAAGGGUGCCAUUUAACUGCCUGCGAAUGGCAACUCGAUCAGGGAAAACUGUAAAAUUAGAUAUUUGUAGUUCUGACAUUGGUGAUAUUGUUAGCAUUGUAUAUCAAUUAAAUAGUAAAGAUAGUGCGCAAGCUCUUUAUCGUUCUAUAACAGAGCACCAUGCAUUUUAUAGGUGUGAUAGUAUUCGACCUGCUGUAAAGCAACAAGUUGCUAGAGACUUUUUUGACACAUUUUUAUCUUGGUUACCAAGUGAUCAUAUGACAGAACAAAAUUAUAUUUUUGACACAGAAAGAACAUGUACAGAAGCUUACGAUCAUGCACGUAGGAUACUUUACAAUUUUGGUUCUUCUGCUGCAGCCACAAUACAUGCCAAAAAUGACGAGGAUAAAACUCGAGAACUAAAUGAACUGUCUGAAGUUGAAUGUCUUAGAAGCCAAGUUAUUAGACUAACUAAUCAGGUUGAACAGUGGAAAGAGUCAUUUAAUUGCUCAGUCUGUCGUGAUCGAAUUAUAGAUGUAGUUUUAGAGUGUGGACAUACAAUUUGCUUUGACUGCAGUGAGUUAUGCAAAAACUGUCCGUUUUGUAGAAAUAAAAUAAAAAAUAAAACAAAAUUUUUUUUGGGAUUAAAUCAUAUUGUUUCCACAUCUGAAGAUAAUUUGUUAAAAGAAAAUAUAGAAUUAUCAAAUGAAAUUCAGCCUAUACAACAGUUGGUUCCAUAAAUAAUUCUGAAUUAUAGUUUUACUAAAAAGCAAACUUUUCAAUGUUAUGUCAAAGAUUUACCAUAUAUUAUUGCAUCAAACCUACAAUUUCAAGAGAAGUUUUUAACAAUGUUUUAUUAAAUUUAUUGAAAGAGCUUUAAUUUUUAAAGGUAUUAUAGAAAAUUUAAUCUUUGUUGCUGCCGGCACAGUUGUAGAGAAAGAAAAUUUCCUAACUGAUAACUUAAAAAUGAAAGCUUUAAACUAAACUUUUUAUGUAUAUAUAUUUUAUACCUGUCUGUUUUUAGUGAUAUUAUUGAUCUAUCAAUAAUUUUUUUUUUGUACAUAUCAAAAAGCAUUUUUUUAGCAACCUUGCACUGUCUCAGUUUUACAUACUUGAAUAUUUUUUUUUUAAUUUGCUUUGCAGUUUGUUAAAGUUUAAUAUUGUAGCAGUAGAAACUCAAGGGUGUUUAAAAAGGUCAUUAUCUUAAUAUUUGAUAUGUUUGAUGAUGCGUUAAAGCAUAUAUUUAUUUCCAUUAUUAGAAAUUAUCUUUUGAGUUGUUUUAGUAAUUUUUUAAAAAAAUUAUAAAAAGACUGUGUUGGUGUUUUAGGCAACACAUUAAAAGUAUUUUUCGUAAUGUGUUUUUUUUGUUUGUUUCUUCUAAUUUUUAAUUAGUUAAGUGCUGUCUAGGCUUCACUUAUAGUUUUUAAGGAUAUAUUAUUUAAAGAUCUUAUUUUUUAAAAAGGAAAAAAAAGUUUUUUAAAUUGUUAUGCUAUUAUUUUUUAAUUUAUUAUGUUAAAACUUGUAUAAAAACAAAAUGUUUAUUUGUGUGGCAGACAAAGUAUUAAUUUUCAAUUGAUCUUUAAAA
Messenger RNA from Hydra vulgaris (swiftwater hydra), 2315 nucleotides. RefSeq names its product E3 ubiquitin-protein ligase MYLIP. Gene Ontology annotation, cellular component: cytoskeleton. NCBI's taxonomy places the organism in Eukaryota, Metazoa, Cnidaria, Hydrozoa, Anthoathecata, Hydridae. Gene Ontology annotation, molecular function: ubiquitin-protein transferase activity. Gene Ontology annotation, biological process: ubiquitin-dependent protein catabolic process. The record is from RefSeq and is a predicted model, not a curated record.